Molecule: messenger RNA, 1869 nt
Organism: Thunnus maccoyii (southern bluefin tuna)
Lineage: Eukaryota; Metazoa; Chordata; Actinopteri; Scombriformes; Scombridae
Gene: slc39a13
Product: solute carrier family 39 member 13
Exons: 10
Coding region: 267-1415 (382 amino acids)
Biological process (GO): intracellular zinc ion homeostasis; zinc ion transmembrane transport
Cellular component (GO): membrane
Molecular function (GO): zinc ion transmembrane transporter activity
Source: RefSeq, a predicted model, not a curated record
GGGGCGGGAUCCAUGUCCUGACUCUCCUCUGCUGUUUACAGUUUUUUUUCCUCUAGGAUCCUGAUACGUGGCUGUUUGGGAAAGCCGUGGUGGUGACCGACAGCUAGCGGGUCUCAGCCUUCAGCCGCUGCCUGGGAGCCUGGAAACACUCAGCGGCGCAAGCCUGCCUUCAUCUAGCCGGCCUGGAUGGCAGGGACACACUGGUGCAAAGACUGCCGAAAUCACAAGCUUUACUGGUUGCACGUGCUUUCUGGACCGUGGGACGGAUGAAAGGUGGAAGCUGUAAGAGGCCCAGCUGGGCUGUAGUUACUCAGUUUAUCACAGUUACCCUGCUGAUGCUGACCUCCAGGGGAGCAUCAAGCAGCCAGAAGAUGACACAAACAUCUAUGGCUCAUGCUACGGCCACAGCUGCAGGACCAGGCCCCAUCCUGACAGAUGACCUCCCAGGCCUCCAGGCAGUAGCAGACUUCUUAGCCAGCGAACAAGCUCAUGUUUGGCUCUUAUCUCUGGUGGGCUCAGUUGUUGUAGGCCUCAGUGGGAUUUUUCCCCUGCUUGUCAUUCCCAUUGAAGCAGGAGCAGCCCUCAAAACAGAAGCUGGAUGCCAGAAACUGAAGAAGCUUUUGAGCUUUGCUAUUGGUGGUCUCCUUGGCGAUGUAUUCCUUCACCUCCUUCCUGAGGCGUGGGCGCUCUCUGGCUCUUUAGCUGGUAAACACAACCACUACAAGACCCAGGGCCUGUGGGUAAUAACUGGCCUGCUGGCCUUCCUUCUCCUGGAGAAGAUGUUCCCAGACCAAGACAGCCACGAGGAUCCGCCUUCACAUUCAGACAUGAAUUCUAACUCUGCCAAACAGUCUGAUUCAGUUUUCAGUGGAAAAGCAGUGGUAUCACUCAGAAAUGGACACCAUGCUGAGUCAUGGAAAUCCUCCAAGCAACAGAGUCUGCCGGAAAGAUCAGAGAAAAUUAAGACGAGUGGGUACCUAAACCUGCUGGCCAACUGUAUUGACAACUUCACCCACGGACUGGCAGUAGCAGGGAGUUUCUUGGUCAGCAAGAAGGUUGGGUUCCUCACCACCUUUGCCAUCCUGCUCCAUGAAAUCCCGCAUGAGGUGGGAGACUUCGCUAUUCUCCUGCGGGCUGGCUUCGACCGGUGGAGUGCUGCUCGCAUGCAGCUGUACACGGCGCUGGUUGGGGUCUUAGGAGCCUGCUUUGCUCUGUGCGCUCAGUCACCAAAAGGCACAGAAAAUGCUACUGCCUGGAUACUGCCUUUCACCUCUGGAGGCUUUCUCUACAUAGCCUUGGUGAAUGUGGUGCCUGACCUGCUAGAGGAGUCCAGUUUAAGGCACUCCCUACUGCAGAUCCUGCUCAUUUUCUGCGGCGUGGCUGUCAUGGCUCUCUUGUCUGCCAUCGUUGACUGAACACAGAUGAAACCCCCUCUCGCCUUACCAAACGAACAACACUACAAUCCAGCACGGGAGAGAAAUCCUGUUCUCCACCAGCCUCUUAAUAUCUGGUACCUCUCAUUCAUAAAAACUGAGAGAUUACACCUCCUUGAUAUUGUCAUCGUCAUUAUGUCACACUAAAACAAAAAUCUGACAAAAGAAUGGCACCUUAUGGAUGGAUGACUGAAAGGAAGACCUUUCUGACAGGACAUUUGUGCGGACACUUUAAAAUGUGCCAGACCUACAAUAAAUACUAAGGGAAUUAAGAGGGUUUGUACCGAUAUCUGUUACCAAAUUGUCUUAUAUUGUUGAUCAGACAAUCACGUUGUUUUGCACAUACAUGUACAUAGACCUGAUGCACCGGUUCAACAGAACAGGUAUGAUUGGAUCUCUACAUGACCACCUCCUUAAAAAUGUAUUCAACCAUUAA